Venustampulla echinocandica is the source of this 1779-nucleotide messenger RNA. Its product is annotated as Class II aaRS and biotin synthetase. NCBI's taxonomy places the organism in Eukaryota, Fungi, Ascomycota, Leotiomycetes, Helotiales, Pleuroascaceae. The transcript has 3 exons. The coding region runs from base 1 to 1779 and encodes 592 amino acids. Gene Ontology annotation, cellular component: mitochondrion; cytoplasm. Gene Ontology annotation, biological process: mitochondrial lysyl-tRNA aminoacylation. The record is from RefSeq and is a predicted model, not a curated record. Gene Ontology annotation, molecular function: tRNA binding; ATP binding; lysine-tRNA ligase activity.
AUGAGCAGCGCUUCUGGUCUCCGCUUCCUGCGGCCUUAUCUUUGCAAAGAUCUUAAUGUGUCGAGGAAUGCCGCCUAUAUCCGAUUCUUUAGCCAAACACGAUGUUUGAAGGUAUUCGAAGGCAAACAGAGAAGGCUAAAGAAGGACCCUGCCAGCAAGGCCAGCAAGGCCAGCAAGGCGUCGGCCAUUGGUGACACGAAUGAUAGAAUUGAGAAGUUGAAGGCUGUUGGUGCUCUGCGCUGGCCAAGAAUUGAGGGUGAUGCCCUGGCGGUGUCCAUCCCAGAAUUUCAUCGACGCUAUGGCAAAGAACUGAAGCCCGGGGAAAAGCGGACUGGAGAAACUGUCCUCGUUCGCGGGAGGAUCACUUCGGUACGGGUUUUCGGCUCCUCCCUCGUUUUCGUGGAUAUCGUCGAAGAUGGCCACCGAGUUCAGGGAGUCUGCAACUUCUCUGAAAUUGGGAUUUUUAAUAGCCUAGACAAAAAACAGUUCGAACUUUUUGUAAAAACUGCGCGACGAGGAGAUUAUAUCUCAAUGGUUGGCCACCCGUAUGUCACCAAAAACACGAAAGGAGAGUUGUCUGUAGCUUGUAGUGAUCUUCCGAAGAUUUUAUCCCCCUGCUUGCACACUCAGCCCGCAAAGAUGGAAGAUGCAGAGGCUCGGGUCCGAAAUCGUCACGUUGACUUGCUUGUCAAUCCACACUCGGCGGACACUUUCCGAGUCCGCUCUAAGAUCAUACAGUACAUUAGAGACUUCCUAUUGAAAGACGACUUCCUUGAAGUUCAAACACCCAUAAUUGCGGAUGUAGCGGGCGGCGCUAUAGCAAAGCCUUUCACGACUUCCGCUACUGAAUUCCCAGAAAAGGCGAUGGCUCUCCGAAUAGCUCCCGAGUUAUGGUUGAAACGGCUAGUCAUAGGGGGAAUGAACCGGGUGUUUGAGAUCGGCCCAGCAUUUCGCAACGAGGGGCUUGAUUUGACUCACAAUCCCGAGUUUACCACUUGCGAGUUCUACAAAUCCUUUGCAUCCCUGGAUGACUUGAUGGCCAUGACCGAACAGAUGGUGGUGGGAAUUGCGCAGCAUGUCACAGAAUUGCGCGAGACAACUCUACUCGCUCUCCCAGCAUUAGAUACCAGCCUUCAUACCGCUCCUUUCAAGCGUCUUGAAUUUAUCCCAGCCAUCGAAGAGGCCUUGGGUCAAAAGCUUCCUGACUUGGCUGAUGAUUCUGCCACAGAGGAUAUUAUAGCAAUUUUCAAACACAAGUCCAUAACGGUCCCGGCAUUGUCCACGCUACCUCGUCUGCUGGAUAAGUUGGCAUCUAUUUAUCUCGAGCCCCACUGCGAAGCACCCACCUUCAUUACGCACCAUCCAGCCUGUAUGGCGCCGCUAUCAAAAUCUUUCGUUGACAGCAGCACCAACCAGGUUGUCUCCGCCCGCGCAGAACUAUUUAUCCAAAAACGCGAGGUUGCGAACAUGUACGAGGAAGAGAAUUCCCCCUUUGAGCAGAGAGCCAAGUUCGUGGAGCAGGGGAAGUGGCGAGACCACGAGAAUCCUGCCCAUGUUGACGAAAGUUAUCUCGAGGCCCUAGAAUGGGGGCUUCCUCCCACUGGCGGCUGGGGAUGUGGGAUAGAUCGCCUGGUGAUGCUUUUUUCAGGGGCAACUCGCAUCAGUGAUGUCCUACCAUUUGGGAACUUGAGGAAUGUCGUUAAUCUCGGAAAACCUGCUCCGAGAACGGGGUCUGCGAAAAUACAGAAGACUGCCGUUGCUGCUCCUGAAGGGAAUUAA